CCGAAAGGACUUUACGUGCUUUUCGGCACGGAAAUGUGGGAGCGUUUCAGUUUUUACUCGAUGCUCGCGCUUUUUACGCUUUAUUUGCGUGACCCGAACGAAGGUUUCGGUUGGACGGCAGCCGAAGCGACGACACUUUACGCCAAUUAUCUGAUGUUUGUUUACGCCAGUCCGCUUAUCGGCGGUCUGAUCGCAGACAGAAUCACGGGUUAUCGCAAAGCCGUCAUUAUCGGCGGAUUCUUCUUCAUGGCUGGACACGGAUUGCUUUCGAUUUCAGCUAUUUGGGCAGUUUACGCCGCGCUGACCUGUCUUGUCAUCGGAAACGGAUUUUUCAAACCGAACGUUUCGACGAUGGUCGGAAAUCUUUAUCCCGAAGGAAGUCACUUAAAAGACCGCGCUUAUAAUAUUUUCUAUAUGGGCAUCAAUAUCGGUGCUUUUAUCGCGCCGAUCAUUAUGGAAAUCGUUAAAGCC
Messenger RNA from Lymnaea stagnalis (great pond snail), 471 nucleotides. The record is from the annotation of a GenBank genome assembly. NCBI's taxonomy places the organism in Eukaryota, Metazoa, Mollusca, Gastropoda, Lymnaeidae.